Messenger RNA from Melitaea cinxia (Glanville fritillary), 1611 nucleotides. RefSeq names its product fatty acyl-CoA reductase 1-like. Gene Ontology annotation, cellular component: peroxisome. The coding region runs from base 1 to 1548 and encodes 515 amino acids. Lineage: Eukaryota; Metazoa; Arthropoda; Insecta; Lepidoptera; Nymphalidae. The transcript has 13 exons. Gene Ontology annotation, biological process: long-chain fatty-acyl-CoA metabolic process. The record is from RefSeq and is a predicted model, not a curated record. Gene Ontology annotation, molecular function: alcohol-forming very long-chain fatty acyl-CoA reductase (NADP+) activity.
AUGGACUUCUUGGACGACCGCGACCUUGAAAAUAGGCCCGCUAUAGCAGAGUAUUACAAGGGAAAAACGAUUUUUAUUACCGGGGGUUCUGGUUUCAUGGGUAAAGUGCUAGUUGAGAAGCUGUUAUAUUCUUGUUCAGAUCUUGACAGAAUCUAUUUGUUGUUGAGAUCUAAAAAAGGUGUUAAAGCAGAAGAAAGGCUGACUGAUUUAUGUGCUUCUAGAUGUUUCGACCGUCUAAGAAAAGAGAAACCGCAUAUGUUCGAGAAGGUAUUUUUCAUCGCCGGAGAUGCGAGUGAAUUAGGUCUAGGGAUGUCAGAUGAAGACAGGGCGCUAAUUAUAAAUAGGGCUCAGAUUGUUUUCCACGUCGCUGCUAGCGUAAGAUUUGAUGACUCUUUAAAAGCCGCUGCGAUGCUCAAUCUCCGAGGGACGAGAGAAGUUGUAGAACUUGCUAAAGAGAUCAGGAAUUUAGAAGUUCUGGUCCACGUUUCCACGUCAUAUGCAAAUACAAAUAGAAAAUGUAUUGAAGAAAUCGUUUACCCCGCUUUUGCUGACUGGAGGGAUACGCUGGAGAUAUGUGAAAAAUUGGACGACCAUACAUUGAAUGUUCUUACUCCCAAGUACCUAGGCGAAUUACCUAAUACAUACGUAUUCACAAAGCAGCUAGCGGAACACGUGAUGUACGAGCAGAAAGGGAAAUUGCCAAUUGUCAUUAUGAGGCCUUCUAUCGUAAUAUCAAGUUACAAAGAACCAUCGGAGGGUUGGAUUGAGAAUUUAAACGGUCCAGUUGGUAUGCUGGUGGCUAGUGGCAAAGGUAUCCUAAGAACUAUGUACACCGAUCCGGAUUUAACAUCAGAUUAUAUCCCAGUAGACAUUGCUAUAAAGGCUUUUAUUGCUGGUGCUUGGGCGAGGGGUGUUAAGAAACUACAACCAACGGAUGAUAUAGAUAUAUACAAUUGUUCGACAAGCCACAUGAAAACUAUGACGUUAGGUGAAAUAGUUGAUUUCGGAAAAAAUGUAGCGAUACGUGAAAUUCCGAUAGAAGGCAUGUUGUGGCGUGCUGGAGGAUCAAUAACGAAAUCAAGAGUCGCUCACAAUUUUAAGGUGUACUUUUAUCACUUGCUUCCAGCCCUCUUAGUGGAUUUGGUGCUUCGGAUAACCGGAAACAAACCGAUAUUGUUCAAACUCCAACGUCGCAUAUACGUGGCCAAUAUUGCUCUUCACUACUACGUAACCCAGCAAUGGACGUUCAAAAAUGAUCAUUUUCUCGCCCUUCGUGCUAAAAUCAGAGAUGAAGAGAAAAAAUCGUUCUACUAUGAAAUGGAAACUAUAGAUAUGCCACAAUAUUUCAUAAACGCUUGUAUUGGUGGAAAGAAUUUUAUUUUGCACGAGAAAAUGGAAGAUUUACCAAAGGCUAAAGCGCACUUUAAAAGAAUGGAGUUGCUGGAUAAAGUAGUGACUACGGUUAUUCGAGGCUACAUCUGCUGGUUCAUCAUUAACACUCAAUUUGCAGCAAAUCUUCUCCAAAAUAUUAUUGAUUUUAUAUUUUGACGUUAAGCAUAAUAUAAAUUGUAUUUUUAUUUUAAUACUAGACGUACCUUGUGGUUUUAUCUG